Messenger RNA from Letharia columbiana, 1032 nucleotides. RefSeq lists its product as uncharacterized. NCBI's taxonomy places the organism in Eukaryota, Fungi, Ascomycota, Lecanoromycetes, Lecanorales, Parmeliaceae. The record is from RefSeq and is a predicted model, not a curated record. The transcript has 2 exons. The coding region runs from base 1 to 1032 and encodes 343 amino acids.
AUGCACGUUCCCUUCCUUGGCCGUUGCCUAUGGCAGGCCCUAUCGAUCUCGUAUCUCCUCGCAACGUACGCCAAAGGAGUCCACGCAUAUCCCCAAACCAACCUCAAGAGCCCCAACAGCAAUACCUCCCUCGCCCUCUCCUCCCCCAACCUCCUCCCCUCCCGCUUCUCCUCCCUCAGCCUAACCUACGGCGAGCUUUCCCCCGACCGCUUCACCCCCGCGGACAUCGCCCUCGCCUUCGUGGCCGCCCUGGCCCAACAAGCCCUCGAACCCUUCGACGCCCGCCUUUCCUACUUCGAAUACGUCGACGCCGAAACCCCGGUCCGGAUCGUUCUGCGAUCGGCCCCGCAUGCGCCGACCACGUUGACGGUGAGGAGCAAUGUCAUGUGGGCGCUGAAACAGCUGCCGAUCAACCUCUUCCAUGAUCCCAGUAUAUGGGGGUUGGACUUCAAAGUGCGGUUGCUGGGGGAGGAUUUGUACCUGGGGAGCCUGAGUAAUAGGAACAGACCUGGCGGCGUGCUGGAGGCUGGGGGUGAGCAGGGGGGUGGGAACGGCAGCUUGGACGGCUGGGAAGAGAAGCCGAAACGUGCGCUGUCGAUCACUCAACCGUCAGACACCACAGCCCGGAACCUUACAAUCCCCGGCUCAACCCCAACCGACAUCCAAUACGACCUCCGCUUCCAGCUCACCGGCCUCCCGCUCCCCGACAUCGGCAUCUUUUCCGCAAUCCUGGAGUUCCUCCUCGGUCUCGGCGCCCGAGACCCAUACCAGGCAGUCGACUCCGCCAAGUUGGCCCUCGAUACUUUACCCGUAUGGAUAUAUAUCAGUUACAAUGCCCAGCCGAGCUCCACGCAAAGACUGCAGGUGUAUCGGGUGGUGGCGAUUCUGCAGGCCAUUGCGAGAUAUUGUGUAGGGCAGAGGAUUUACCAGGAGUUGAUUUUCAAUCUGCUGGUUGAUGAUCUGUUGCUUGCCAGUGGGUGUGUAGUUAGGGGGGUGGGGGAAAGGGAGUGGUGUAGAGGGUUAGGAGGGUAG